This is a messenger RNA of Marasmius oreades (fairy-ring Marasmius), 1593 nucleotides long. RefSeq lists its product as uncharacterized. NCBI's taxonomy places the organism in Eukaryota, Fungi, Basidiomycota, Agaricomycetes, Agaricales, Marasmiaceae. The transcript is spliced from 5 exons. The coding region runs from base 429 to 1463 and encodes 344 amino acids. The record is from RefSeq and is a predicted model, not a curated record.
UGCACAUUUUUAUCUCUGUUUUACCGCAGCUCUUCCGAGUCCGCCUUUCUUGAUCCUUCUCGCUCCAACGUCUACCUUCAACGGAAAAACCUCUAAGAUAUAUCGACACUCAUCCCAAGAAGAUCAAAAAGCCUCGUCGUUCUGACCUGCGGCCCAGUAGGCUAGAAUGAUCGUCCAUAUUUUAUUACUUGGGGUAUAGCCCUAAUACGUUGGUUCUACGCUUGUGAAUUCCUCUCCGCAAAGGAAGGAGGUUAUAAACCUUUCGAAACGACAUAGAAUAUUUCCUGCAACUCCCGAAUCUUGUUCUCGCCUCCUAGGUUCGACGGCGCUAUACCUAGGUUUCCUGCUUCCUACUUUCACUGCAACUCAUCUUUUCCCUUAACGGUCACCGAAGUACACCCCCAUUCCCGGAAUCGACAAUAAUAACAAUGGGAUACGUCAGUCAAGCCCAAUUCGAAGAAGACCAACGUCGUCCGAUGCCAGCGCCGGUCGAAGGCGUCUCGUUGGAGGGUGAAGUUGUCAUCGUCACAGGUGCCAAUACUGGUAUCGGAUACGAAGCUGCGAAACAUUUCGCUAUUCGAGGACCUAAGAAGUUGAUUAUGAUGGCUAGGAAUGAGGCGAGGGGAAGGCCUGCGGUUGAAAAGCUGAAACAAGAAACCGGAUUCCAAAACGUUGAAUUGUGGUUGAUGGAUUUUUCAUCUUUCGAAUCCGUCAAAGCGACCAAAGAAAAAAUCGACCAACUCGAGCGGUUGGAUAUUCUUGUAGAGAACGCUGCGCUUACUUUAGAGGAUUAUACUGUUACUAAGGAUGGAUGGGAGAAUAUUCUCCAAGUCAAUCACCUCAGCUUUGGUCUCCAUGCAAUGUACCACAUCCCCAAGAUGCUCGAGACGGCGAAAAAGUACGGUGCCAACCCUCGAAUUGUCCUUGUCUCGAGCGACACCCACUACUGGACGAGGGUCCCCGCCGAAGCCAUCGAAGCACCGAAUUCUUUGGAAUUUUUGAACAGUAAAGAGUAUUCUACUCGGGAGGGUAUCAUGGGAGGUCAGAGAUAUAUGGAAUCAAAAAUCCUCGCAACAAUGCUUAUCCGCCGCUUCCAAGCCCACCUUCCCCCCAACUCCCCAACCGUCACCUGCUGCGCCGUCAACCCUGGAUUCUGCUUGAGUGAGCUCCGUCGGGGUGUCACAGGAGAAGCCGCAGAGGAGUAUCGUAAAAUGGAAGAAGAGCUCGCGUUUACGGCUGAAGAAGGGUCUAGGCAACUUUUGUAUGCUGCGAUCGGACAAAGGGAUAGAGAAGAGGAAGUUAGAGGCGGAUAUGUGUCGUUUAUGAAAGUGACGGAGUGCAGUGACUUUAUUCUUGGUGAGGAGGGGCAAAAGUUGGAGAAUAAGUUGUGGACUGAGACGAUGGAUGUGCUGGGUAAGGUUGACGAGAGGACCAAGGACAUUGUGAAGCAGUACCUUUCGUGAAGGAUAGAUUGAAUUUUUUUACAUUUUUUACUUGCAGCCUUGUACUAUCCGUCGUGUAUAUGUCCUCCUGUGAGGCAGGAAGGAUGCUAGCAUAGUCUCAAGCUUAUUGAGCGAUGAUGAGAAGGUUGAC